GGCAGCCGUUCCAUGGAGACAAGCGACGCCUCAGUGGUCGCUAUGCAAAAAGUAGGCACUAUAAGACCAGAAGUUGGCAAAAUUAUCAACUGUUUUAUGUAACUUAAUUCAUGCGAAAUUCUAGCAUGCUUUGAAAUGCCUCGAAAGGAGUUAUAUGAAGCACAUGUGUAAUUCAAAGUGCAUCGUAUAUAGUUAGCGUAGCAAGCUAACGCUACUCUCUAAAGCUCGAUGAAACAGCCCAAAACAUGGCGGGCUGCUGUUAAAAUAAAGUGUCACAUUUCUAUCACAGUUAUUAUGUUACAGUUAGAGAGGCAGCAUUAGAAAGAGCGUCGGUUUAAAGAUGUGGAAGCGAGGCGGUCGAAGCUCCGCUCUGGACCGAGCUCAAGCCCUGCUGUCCGCUAAGACGAGCGGCGGAGGGGCCGCGGGGUCUGUGCGGGGGUCUGCGGGGUCGCUACACUCAGAUGCUGUGGGUGGAUCGGUUAAAGCCAGAUCCUCUUCCCCCCACACACACGCUUUAUUGUCGGAUGUCAGCGACCUGUCCUCGGUGAGCUCAGCUCCUGAGCCUGGGGUUGACACCCUGCUGGGCUCUGCUGCUGCAUCACAGGGAGAGGGUCCUCCUACCCAGGAUCUCAGACCUCAGAUUCCUGUGGGUGGAGGAGGGAGCAGGUUCUUGAAGAAGGCUCCUCCACCUGCCAUCCACAGCAGCCAGUCUCCUGUCCGCAGUCGCCAUAUGCAGCAGGUGCCUGAACACAGGAGUGUGUCAUCUUCUCAGCGCGGCUCCCAGGCUGCUGCUUUGAGUAAACUGGCUCAAAUCGAGAGCCGCGUCCGCAGCCGCAUGCAGGUUCAGGAUCAUGGCCCCGCUGAGAGUGUGACCUCCAACAUGGGAGCAGCGUCUCCGUCCCAGGAGGCCCCUGUGAGACUCUCAGCACAGUCCAGCAGUGAGCAGAGCAGGGGGGGGAAACACUUACUCAAGAAUAAAACAGCUGGAGCUGCUGGCAGUCCUGAUGUUGGUGUGAGGUCCAGAUCUAGAGCUGCUGAGUUUGCAGGUCCUGCAGCAGGUUUGGACAGGAAGCCAGUGAGAGGAGUGAGUCUGGAGAGUGAUGAAGAGGACAUGAGGAAGCUGCUCGGAGAAUCCUUAGAUUCAGAAGACCACAGCUUCCUGGCCCCAGUCAGAGCCUCUUCUUUAAGAACUGCAGACAAGAUGUUGAGCAGAAGCAGUCAGAGGGUCCGCUCCCCUUCUCCCCCCCCAUAUGUCUCUCCCUCAUCCUCCUCCCUCCCAGAACCUCCCUCCCCUCCUCGCCGCGGUUCUCCUUUCCGGUUCACCGGUCAGGCUCAGGCCCAGUUCAGCCCCUCCCUGCUCUCCCCCUCACCUCACAGAGGGGGGAGUCCACCACGCUCCCUCUCCUCCAUAUCGGGCCGGGGUGAGGUGCUCUCACUGGAGGAGCUGUUCUCUGAGGACCCUCACAGCGAGAUGAGUGCAGUUUCCUCUGAGGACUUCAAGAUCAAUGUGAUGACAUUAGACGACCUUGUCCCUGCUACCCUUGGAUUUACUGAGGAAACCCCAGAGAAGAAGUCUAAACAGAGAGAAGUCAAACACAGCUCCACUGAUCCUGGAUCCUCUAACAGACAUCAACAACGACCACCAUUCAAAGAGAGGGAGAAGAAAGAGGAGGAGGAGGACUAUCAGAGUGACUUUGAGAGUGUGAGCAGGACGGAUCACAGCCAGGUUUCAGAGCACCUGCAGGGAGACGCAGAGGAAGAGGAGGAUGGCUCGGUGAUCAGAGAGGAGGCUUCAGAUUCAGAUUUGUCCCGUGGAAGGACAGGAGAAGAUGACUCCAGCUCUUUCUCAGGCACAAGGCGCUCCUGCAGCUCACGGACAUCUGAUGGCAGUCAGAGACGCAGCAGCAGAUCCUCCGAGUCACACAGCAGCCGAAACUCCUCCCACCAGGGGAGGAGGGGGGCUUCAACCAGGAAGGUUCUGAGAGAGGUGGCCGUACAGACUCAGCCUGAUCCUCUGGCUCACACAGGUUGGGCUGCUUUGGGUCCUGCAGUGGGUCUGUCAUACAUGGACCCCUCCCCAGUGGUGGCUCAUACUCUCAGUGCAGAAAUGGUGGAAGCUCUGAGCACCUUCAACCCAGCUGUGUUUGUGCUGAAUGAAAUGCUGAAGCAGCAGCUGGCCAUGACGCAGCGUUUCAUCCAUAGCAGCCGACACCUCCACUGCAGCCUGCUGCAGAGCCUGGGCCCCCCCGACUACAGAUACACCACGCUGGAGGACACCAAGGAGUCCAUCCGUCAGCACAGAGGCCACAGACUGAGGCUGAAGGCACAGAGCAGGAGGUGACCGUCCAUCUGCUGCUGACCUCCUGGAUUACUCUUUGUAUACAUAAUUAAAACAUAUUUUUCUAAUAUGGGAAGGAUGUAGAGUAUUUGUUGUUCAUCAGUCAGAGAACAUGCCAAGAACAAUGUAAUGCUUUGGUAAAAUCACGUCAUACAGUUUUAAAUGUGUGAAUUUGAAAUCAUGCAAUGUGUGGCCUCUGUGUAUGAAUGAAGCUGUUUUGUAAAUUAUUUUUAUUUUUUAUAUUAAAAAGAGAUGACAACGUC
This is a messenger RNA of Trematomus bernacchii (emerald rockcod), 2601 nucleotides long. RefSeq names its product chromosome unknown C19orf44 homolog (gene cunh19orf44). The record is from RefSeq and is a predicted model, not a curated record. NCBI's taxonomy places the organism in Eukaryota, Metazoa, Chordata, Actinopteri, Perciformes, Nototheniidae. The transcript is spliced from 10 exons. The coding region runs from base 341 to 2341 and encodes 666 amino acids.